Messenger RNA from Mesitornis unicolor (brown roatelo), 412 nucleotides. Its product is annotated as cell division cycle protein 123 homolog. The annotation marks the transcript as partial. Lineage: Eukaryota; Metazoa; Chordata; Aves; Mesitornithiformes; Mesitornithidae. The record is from RefSeq and is a predicted model, not a curated record. The transcript has 6 exons. Gene Ontology annotation, cellular component: cytoplasm.
UGUUAUACUUCCCCUUCCAGAUAAUGUGAAAGAAUAUUUGCUGGAUGAUGGAACGCUUGUGGUUUCCGGAAGAGAAGAUCCACCAAGUCAUGCUCAGGAAGGGAGUGACGAUGCAGAGGAAAUACAGUGGUCAGAUGAUGAGAACACUACAACGCUUAAGGCACCAGAAUUUCCUGAGUUUACAGCUAAAGUUCAAGAAGCAAUAAGUUCCUUGGGUGGUAGUGUUUUUCCUAAACUUAACUGGAGUGCUCCAAGGGAUGCCUACUGGAUAGCAAUGAACAGCUCUCUGAAAUGUAAAGCUCUCAGUGACAUCUUCCUCCUCUUCAAGAGUUCAGACUUCAUUACCCGUGACCUCACUCAACCAUUUAUCCACUGUACUGAUGAUUCCCCUGAUCCUUCCUUGAACUAUGAG